ACUAAGGAAUCCCUCGGGACACCAUACUUACGACACGUGGUGUCUUUACAGCCCUUAGAUUUUACUUAAAUAUUCCCCCAGCUUGCUUUAUUACCCAACCACUUUCUCAUUUGCAUCACCAAUAGCUGAGCAGAUCAAAGUAUCAUACAAGCUGAUCAACAACCAGAAAAAAUAUGGCUGCCAAUAAGGCUGAGAUGGAGAAAAGUGAGAGUAAUUUGAAACAUCUAGGGUUUGUAAGGUUGUUUGCUAUAAACACUGCGGUUUUGGUGUCAAAUCUGUAUGAUUAUGCGAAGCAGAACUCGGGGCCUCUGAGAUCAACAGUUGGUACGGUAGAAAAGGCGGUAACCACCGUCGUAAGGCCUGUUUACGAGAGAUUUAAAGGUGUUCCUGAUGAAGUCCUUGUUUUCCUAGACAAAAAGGUGGAUGAUGGAACAGCAAAAUUUGAUGAACAUGCUCCUCCCUUGGCCAAGAAGGUUGUCAGCAAAGUCCAGUCUCUGUUUCAGAAGGCAUCGGAGGUAGCACAAGACUUGUCGAAGGACAUACAGGUUGCUGGGCCUCGUGCUGCUGUCUAUCAUGCUGGUGAAUUGUCCAAGCAAUUUGCUACUAGUCAAGUGGCAGUGCUCUGGUAUCAUGUCAAUCAGUGCCCACCAUUGCAUGGAAUUGCACAGAUGGCUGCUCCUACAGCUGCUCACUGGUCUGACAAGUACAAUCAAUUAGUAGCUGACUGGAAAGAGAAGGGUUAUAGUAUCAUCAGCUAUAUCCCUUUGAUACCUGUUGAAGAAAUUUCUCUGUCAUAUAAACAUGUCGAGUCUGCUGCAACGAAGAAAGAAGGCGCUACUAAUUUGAGCUCAAGUAAAUCUGAAUGAGAUUGACAAUCUCAGCAUUUAUGUUAAACCCGAUGUUUCUGUUGUGCUUGGAAGACUUAAGUUUGGGUGGGACUAGAAAGUUUGGGGGGUACCCAUUGUAUAAAGCAAGCUAGUGUAUUCCCUUCCUUAGCACAUAUGAUAUGUGAAUGAUUUUGUGCUUUGGAUUCUUCUUGAUCGUUUCCUUGAUGUUGCAAUGGCGUGUCUAUGCAUAAUGAAGGCUUAAUUUCUUCUAGUUUA
Solanum dulcamara is the source of this 1103-nucleotide messenger RNA. RefSeq names its product REF/SRPP-like protein At1g67360. The transcript has 3 exons. Lineage: Eukaryota; Viridiplantae; Streptophyta; Magnoliopsida; Solanales; Solanaceae. The record is from RefSeq and is a predicted model, not a curated record. Bases 174 to 866 code for a protein of 230 amino acids.